Molecule: messenger RNA, 1633 nt
Organism: Girardinichthys multiradiatus
Lineage: Eukaryota; Metazoa; Chordata; Actinopteri; Cyprinodontiformes; Goodeidae
Exons: 8
Coding region: 176-1144 (322 amino acids)
Source: RefSeq, a predicted model, not a curated record
UAGUCGUCUUCUGUGGCACAACUCUACGUAUGAAACCAUGAGACCUCCUGAAAGACUGCGAAGGAAACACUGAUGUGAACACACGAGGUUGUCCGUCUGCAAAAGGAAGGAGUUACAAUGAGCCACAUGUUAAUUUGUGAGUCUGAACCAACGUGUGUAUCCUGAUUGCAAAACAAUGACAAAGGUUGCUGUGGCUAAACUUCUCCUUCUGGUGAUCCUCGCCUUUAUCAUCUGCCUCCCAGAGUACUUCAGGAUAUACUCAGUUUCAAAGGUGAAUUUCCUCUGCCUUCCUCACCUACCAUGUGAACAAAGGUAUCAGGAACGAAAAGCAGGAAACGGGCGACCAAGAAAUGGUGAAAAUGAGAGAAAGAGUUUAUGUGAUCCUACUCCAACUCCAGAACAUGAACAGUGGGAGCAGAUCUGCACACAAAAGACUCAAAGAAACACAAGAGGAGAUUCAAGCAGAGGCUGGUUCAUGUGUAAAACAGACAAGAACAUGGAGGAUUUUAACAGCAACAUCUCAUCAAAAGCUCUGAUGGUGUUUCUGGAGGUGUCAGUCAGUUUUCAACUGAAUGAUACAGAGACCAUGAAUCUUACUUUGUAUGGCCACAGCAAUCACAGCUUCUUAUACCUCCAACCACCUGAAGAGGUGGGAGAUCAAGGGGGUGAUGGUGCAGACCAGGAAGAGGCUUUCUACUGCUGUCUUCCUCUCAUUCCCACAUCUAACUCAACCAAUCAAAGCCACUGUCUCCUUUGGCUCGCCAAUCAAACUGUUUUGACAGGAACAGAAACAGAAAGGCUGCCAUGGCAACGGGCAGAGAAAGAGUGGUGCAGGUUCAGGGUGAUCUGGCUGAUUCUGCUGUGUGUGGUGUUCCUGAUUGUAGUUACAGCUGUUAUUGGAAAAAUCUAUGUGGGGCAACGCUUCAACAAAAAACCUAUUUUGCAUCAUACUGAUUACCACCCUGCUAAUCAGCAGUUAAAAGGAAGAGCCUACCGAUUAAAUCAGUUUCAGUGUGGGUCUGGACUUUCACCCAUUCCAGAAAUCGAAAGCCAAGAAUCCCUUUCAUCGUCGCUGAUAUCCUUCUCCCUCCCCGAAGAACAGGGGUACUGGCAGAAGCGCCACAGGAGCACAGAGGCGCACUAAGGCAAGAAAAUAAAAGGACUACAUUACCUCAAGGCCUCUGUUGUAGAGACAUAUAUAGCAUACAUAGAUCACUACUGCGUUCAUUAUUAAAACCUACCCAGUGAAGUUGGAUUGACUUCACAAAGCCAUUUGUUGGACAUUUCAAUGGAUAAAAGACGCUUCAAGUAAAGACGUCGUUACUUCAGAUCCACCAUCCAAAAGUGAACCAGUGAAUGAUCUCCUGCCUCAACAAAGACUUCUUGAAGCUUUUCAUCCCACUGAGGCCAUUGUGUGCAUAUUCAGAGCUAUCUGUAAGUUUUUCAGAGGUGAACACAAGGAGUCCAAAAUUAGUAAUAGAGCCCACACAAAAUUAGAACCCAUUCUAAGGCUUUAACCAGAGCACUAUGGACCAAAGAGAGAACCUGAUUCUGAGAAGGCACCGAAAUUAGCUGUCCAGUUAACCUCAGCUCUCAACUGUCUGAUGAAAAUAAAAAGAUGAAUGCUAUUCUA